CUCUCUCUCUAUACUUGUGUAUACUUGUGUGUAUAUCCCUCUAUUCGCAUUUCACGACAACCCUGGACUGCAGCUGCUGACUCGUAUUUCGCCAUUUUAUUAUUGCUAGCUUAUAAAGCUACCGGACAACUCCCCUUCCUGAUCAUCACUUCUCAUCCCCUCUCGUACCAUUCAACCUCUUUCGCAUCUUAAGUUUUUUUCAAACUUAAUAUUAUUACAUCUACCUAUAUCAACAGUAACUCUUUUGGUUCGUACUACUCUUUCCUCAAACUCCUACUAUAAACUCGGUCUCGAUCCCCAUUGUGAUUGCCAUUCCCUUCUCUACGGCCUCCUCCUCCUCUUCACAACCCUUCUCUUUGUACCUUUGCUUGCGUUCUAAAAGAUCUAUUUGAUCUUCAUUUCUUUACAUAGUUUUGGAUUUGAGAGAGAAGAAGAUCGGUCCCCUUUGCCAUUAACAGAUACUGAGAUAAAGAAAAGAAAGAAAUGAUGCACCGCUGCAGCGAUGCUCAAGGGAACAUGGUGGGGCCUUGUUCUUGUGGUCUGUUUCACAGCCAAAGCAAUUCCUUCUCCAUGCUAUUCUCCAUGCCCGACCAUAUUCCUGAUGAGAAUUCCGAAAUGUAUUCCUUCACUUCGUCGUCUGCUUCAGUGGAUUGCACCCUCUCUUUAGGAACCCCAUCUACUCGUCUAACCGAAGAUGAGGAAAAGCGACGGCGCUCUGGUUCCUCAGUGUCCAAGUACUCUUGCUGGGACGUGUUACAGAACAAACAUUCACCUUCAUCAGCACCUCAAACUUACAAGACUUCCCGUGGAGGCAGUAAUGCUAGCAGCAGCAACUCGGUCAAUGAUUCUCUCCUCGCUCGCCGUUGUGCUAACUGUGACACCACUUCCACACCCCUUUGGAGGAAUGGUCCAAGAGGCCCAAAGUCGCUAUGCAAUGCUUGUGGGAUUCGAUUCAAGAAGGAAGAGAGGAGAGCCACUGCUGCGGCCACCAGCAAUGGUGGUUCCCCAGGACUAAUGGAGCCAAAUCACAUCCUCGGCCACCACAACAAUUCAUGGUAUGCCCAUUCACAGACCCAGAAAAUGCCGUGCUUUGCCCCAGCUGCCAUUGGCAACGAGUUCCCUUUCAUUGAAGACAAUGACAGGGAUUCCGAUACCGGCAUUCCCUUCCUUUCUUGGCAUCUCAAUGUCACCGAUCGGCCGAGUACUCUCGUCCAUGACUUCACUAGAUGAAUAAAUUAACGGCGAAGACCCUGCAACUUUCUUAUUACCCAUAACGUAUCACGAUGAUCAUGGUGUUGAAGAUGUUGAUGGCGAUGGUUUAUAGAUUUGUCAAAUUCUUUUUUUCCCUUUUCUUUUUAAUCUCUUGGUUGCUGCUUCCUUUUCUCCCUCUUAGAUAGAUGAAGUGAGAACGGGCUUAUUCUAUGUUCUUUGUUUGCUUUUGAUCUUUAAGUUUCUUUCUAUAA
Messenger RNA from Juglans regia (Persian walnut), 1463 nucleotides. Its product is annotated as GATA transcription factor 18-like. Gene Ontology annotation, molecular function: zinc ion binding; DNA-binding transcription factor activity; sequence-specific DNA binding. The transcript has 2 exons. The record is from RefSeq and is a predicted model, not a curated record. Gene Ontology annotation, biological process: regulation of DNA-templated transcription; flower development. The coding region runs from base 484 to 1230 and encodes 248 amino acids. Lineage: Eukaryota; Viridiplantae; Streptophyta; Magnoliopsida; Fagales; Juglandaceae.